This is a messenger RNA of Mus musculus (house mouse), 2007 nucleotides long. It is a transcript of the gene Slc22a7, whose product is annotated as solute carrier family 22 (organic anion transporter), member 7. Lineage: Eukaryota; Metazoa; Chordata; Mammalia; Rodentia; Muridae. The transcript is spliced from 10 exons. Bases 89 to 1711 code for a protein of 540 amino acids. Gene Ontology annotation, molecular function: transmembrane transporter activity; prostaglandin transmembrane transporter activity. Gene Ontology annotation, biological process: transmembrane transport. The record is from RefSeq and is marked validated. Gene Ontology annotation, cellular component: membrane; plasma membrane; basolateral plasma membrane.
AUUCCCACCUCCAGAGUCCAAGGGCACAUGUAGCAAGCAGGUUGACCGAUCCUAGGUACUAUAGAGGCACACCUGGUGGGUGGAGGGCAUGGGCUUCGAAGAGCUGCUGCACAAGGUGGGUGGCUUUGGGCCUUUCCAACUGCGGAAUCUGGUGCUGCUGGCCCUGCCCCGAUUCCUGCUCCCGAUGCAUUUUCUCCUGCCCAUCUUCAUGGCUGCUGUGCCUGCCCAUCAUUGUGCCCUGCCUGAUGCCCCAGCCAACCUCAGUCACCAGGACUUGUGGCUGAAAACCCAUCUACCCCGGGAGACUGACGGCAGCUUUAGUUCCUGCCUCCGCUUUGCCUAUCCCCAGGCUCUUCCCAAUGUCACCUUGGGAACAGAGGUGUACAACUCUGGGGAGCCUGAGGGUGAGCCCCUCACAGUGCCCUGCUCCCAGGGCUGGGAGUACGACCGCUCAGAAUUCUCUUCCACCAUUGCAACUGAGUGGGAUCUGGUGUGUCAGCAGAGAGGCCUGAACAAAGUUACAUCCACGUGCUUCUUCAUCGGCGUGCUGCUGGGGGCUGUGGUGUACGGAUACUUGUCUGACAGGUUUGGCCGGCGCCGGCUUCUGCUGGUGGCCUACGUGAGCACCCUGGCGCUGGGCCUGAUGUCUGCAGCCUCGGUCAACUACAUCAUGUUUGUCACCACCCGCAUGCUCACCGGCUCAGCCCUGGCUGGUUUUACCAUCAUUGUACUUCCGUUGGAGUUAGAGUGGCUGGAUGUGGAGCACCGCACUGUGGCUGGGGUCAUCAGCACCACCUUCUGGACAGGAGGGGUGCUGCUGCUGACCCUGGUUGGGUACCUGAUACGGAGCUGGCGGUGGCUUCUGCUAGCUGCCACUCUGCCAUGUGUUCCGGGCAUCAUUAGCAUCUGGUGGGUACCUGAGUCUGCACGAUGGCUUCUAACCCAGGGUCGUGUGGAGGAGGCAAAAAAGUACCUGUCCAUCUGUGCCAAGCUCAAUGGGCGGCCCAUAAGUGAGGACAGCCUGAGCCAGGAGGCUCUGAACAAAGUGAUCACCAUGGAAAGGGUGUCGCAAAGACCCUCGUACUUAGACCUGUUCCGGACAUCGCAGCUCCGACAUGUCUCACUGUGCUGCAUGAUGAUGUGGUUUGGAGUGAACUUUUCUUACUACGGCCUGACUCUGGACGCGUCCGGGCUGGGGCUGACCGUGUACCAGACACAGCUGCUGUUCGGGGCUGUGGAGGUGCCUUCCAAAAUUACGGUCUUCUUCCUUGUGCGUCUCGUGGGACGCCGCCUCACAGAGGCUGGGAUGCUGCUGGCCACUGCUCUGACCUUCGGCAUCAGCCUGCUGGUGUCCUCGGACACCAAGUCUUGGAUCACUGCUCUGGUGGUGAUAGGGAAAGCUUUUUCUGAAGCAGCCUUUACUACAGCCUACCUGUUCACGUCUGAGUUGUACCCUACUGUGCUCAGACAGACAGGAAUGGGAUUCACUGCACUCAUAGGCCGGCUAGGGGCCUCUCUGGCCCCACUGGUGGUCUUGCUGGAUGGAGUGUGGCUGUUACUGCCCAAACUUGCUUAUGGGGGGAUUUCUUUCCUGGCUGCCUGCACUGUACUCCUGCUGCCUGAGACGAAGAAAGCACAGCUGCCAGAGACCAUCCAGGACGUGGAAAGAAAGGGGAGGAAGAUAGACAGAUCCGGGACUGAAUUAGCCUAGGGACAGCUCACCAAGUAGCUGGAAAUAGAAGGCAGGCUCUUGUGACUGGGACAUCAAAUUCCUCUGCCUAAGGAUGGAGCUGCUACUGGUGCUGUCUGCCUGUGUUUAUCCAGUCUCCAAAAACAGGACAACUCCUGCAGCACUGGGCUGUUGGGGAUCCUGGGCACCCCUCUCAUGGUGGCGGUGGGUGGGGGACUUCUGUAAAUAAAGAUAGAUGCUCAUGGGUUGGGGCAGCUGUGGCAUUUGGGGAAGUCAUUGACUUGAUCCUCAGCUCUGAUUCCAGCUGUGCCACAGUG